Dovyalis caffra is the source of this 411-nucleotide messenger RNA. Lineage: Eukaryota; Viridiplantae; Streptophyta; Magnoliopsida; Malpighiales; Salicaceae. The record is from the annotation of a GenBank genome assembly.
AUGUUAGCAAUACAGAAAGCAAUCAGGAGGAUCCAUACAAGCGUGGAUGCUCCACGCCUCACCAGAUUCACUCUCCAAGCACCCAAAAAUGUAGAGGUGGAAUAUACCAACGGUAGCAAGUUUCAUCUGUCUGCUGAGUUCUUAAGAAUACAUAGUCCAGCUGUUGAUGGGAAAGUUAGGUCAGUUGGGGGUGAGAAGGUGAUAGUUGGGCGGUGUCAUGUUGGCAUCAUGUCUGCUGAACCUGUAGGAAACUACGGGGUAAGGAUAGUUUUCGAUGAUUUGCAUAAAACUGGAAUAUAUACAUGGGAUUAUUUCUACCAUCUUGGGAGCAACAAGUUUACACUGAUGAGAAAUUACAUCAAAACACUAAAGAAGUAUGGCCUCAGCCGAGAUCCAGCUAGAAGAAAAUGA